GUUACUUAUGUGUAGCUUCAAGAUGGCGGAUGCGGUGUUUUGAGGAAAGGACACUGACUGUUUAAACAAUUUCCAAUCGUUUAGAAAAUAGAAUAUUGAAUAUUUACAGUGAAUGUUAGUGCGUUUAGGUAUUUUUUGUUUUUGCCGGGGUAAAAGUAGUUGCAAGUAGAAAUUGCAAACAUGAAAGGCAAGGAACGGUCGCCUGUGAAAAAACGCUCACGGGCCGUGGAUGACAUUCGAGACAGGGGAGGAAGCCACCCGACCAGCAAGAAAAUGGGGGCUCUUUCGGUGUCUGGUGGCAGCAACAACGGGAACAGCUCGACCAAAAGCGACGGUGGCUCGGCUAGGAGGAGUUUAUUGGCAGAAAAACGUGAAAGUCGGGACUUCGAUGGUCAUGUUUCCAGUCGUACUGGGAGUAACCACGGCUACAGCAACGUUGCUGCCAGCUCGAGCAGCAAGAACCACACGAACCUUACACUCGAGCUGGCCACUACCAGGACCAAUGCGCGCGUGGAACAGCGGCCUUCGCUCCCGAGUACCGAAAGUGAGUACAAGACUCUUAAAAUUAGUGAGUUGGGCUCACAGUUGAGCGACGAGGAAAUAGAAGAUGGACUUUUUCACGAAUUCAAAAAAUUCGGAGACGUGAGUGUUAAAAUAAGCCGGAUUGGCGACGAGAGGGUGGCGUUCGUGAACUUUAGGCGGCCGGAAGAUGCCAGGGCGGCAAAACACGCCCGGGGGAGAUUGGUGCUUUAUGACCGACCUUUAAAAAUUGAAGCCGUAUACAUGAAUAGGCGGAGGAGUCGUUCUCCCAUUGAAAAGGACACUUAUGCAACAGUGGCAGGACACAGGCAUUUGCAUACCCAACGACCUUUGUCGCCGACUGGCCUGGGAUACAGAGACUACAGGCUGCAGCAGUUAGCCUUGGGUCGCCUUCCCCCACCCCCACCGCCACCCUUACCCAGAGACCUGGAGAGGGAAAGGGAAUAUGCUUUUUAUGAGGCGAGGGCACGCCCUGCUUACAUUGCAGAGCGUGCUGCUUUUCGUGAAGAGGACCUCAUCUCCCCGGAAGAUGAUCAGAGAGCCAACAGGACACUGUUCCUGGGCAAUCUGGAUAUCACAGUCACUGAGAAUGACCUGCGGAGGGCAUUUGACAGAUUUGGCGUGAUCACGGAGGUGGACAUCAAGCGACCCAGCCGGGGGCAGACCAGCACUUACGGAUUUCUUAAGUUCGAGAACCUGGACAUGGCGCACAGGGCCAAGAUCAGCAUGUCCGGCAAAGUGGUCUGCCGCAACCCUAUCAAGAUUGGCUACGGCAAAGCCACGCCCACCACCCGCCUGUGGGUGGGGGGUCUGGGCCCCUGGGUCCCCCUCGCCGCACUGGCCAGAGAGUUUGACCGGUUUGGCACCAUCAGGACUAUUGAUUACAGGAAAGGAGACACCUGGGCCUACAUCCAGUAUGAAAGCCUGGAUGCCGCUCAGGCGGCGUGCACCCACAUGAGAGGCUUCCCCCUGGGGGGCCCCGAGCGCCGGCUCAGGGUGGACUUCGCCGACACGGAGCACCGCUACCAGCAGCAGUACCUGCAGCCUCUGCCGCUGCCCCACUACGACCUCGUCGCGGAAUCCUUCGUCCACCGCGCCGCCCCUGACGUGCUGAGGGUCAGAGAGAGGACUCCGCCCCCUCUGCACUUCCGGGAGAGAGAGCUGUACCCCACCGCCGAGUGGGCGGCGCCGGCGGUCCGGGAGCGGGUGCGGGCCGUGGCGGCAGCGGCGGCGGCGGCUGCCUUCGAGCCGCUGGAGCACCUGGAGCGCGAACGGCGGCCGCGGGAGGCCUGGUCCCUGGAGAGGGAGCGCGAGCUGCAGAACCGCGACCAGACCCGCAAGCGGCGGCUGCUGGAGGACAGCCGGCACCUGGAGCGCUCGCCCGACAGCAGCGAGCGCGGCCGCCGCCGCCACUGCCCCUCCCUGGAGCGCAGCCCCGGGGGCAGCAGCAGAGACGGGGGCCGCUACAGCGACUCGGAGCGACCCCUGCGCCCGGAGAGGCCCUCCCCGGCCCGGGAGCGCCACUCCAGCUUGGACCGGGCGCCCGCCGAGAAGAGGAUGAAGGCUCUCGGCGUGGCGGAGGCGGCGGCGGCGGCUGGGCUCGGCGGGGCGGCCAACGUGGAGCGGGAGCGCAAGCGCAAGGUCAGCGAGACGUGCAAGAGCCCCGCCAAGAAGGAGGAGCGCUUCGACCCGGGCUCCUCCAAGGCGGCGCAGCUGGCCAAGCAGGACGGCCAGGGGCAGAAGCUCAGCCUGGCCUGGCAAGGCAUGCUGCUCCUGAAGAACAGCAACUUCCCCUCCAACAUGCACCUCCUGGAGGGCGACCUGGGCGUGGCGACCGGCCUGCUGAUCGACGGCUCCACGGGCGGCAAGGUGGCCCAGCUGAAGAUCACCCAGCGCCUGCGCCUGGACCAGCCCAAGCUCGACGAGGUGACGCGGCGCAUCAAGGUGGCGGGCCCCAGCGGCUACUCCGUCCUCCUGGCCGUGCCGGGCAGCUCCGAGGGGGGGUCGUCGGCGUCGGACCAGGCGGCCUCCACCCAGCGGCCGCUGAGGAACCUGGUCUCCUACCUAAAGCAGAAGCAGGCGGCGGGAGUCAUCAGCCUGCCCGUGGGCGGCAGCCGCGACAAAGACAACGCUGGAGUCCUCCACGCCUUCCCCCCCUGUGAUUUCUCCCAGCAGUUCUUGGAUUCCUCCGCAAAGGCCCUCGCCAAAACAGAAGAGGACUACCUGGUCAUGAUCAUCGUCCGAGGAGCGUCGUAAAAUGUAAAGGAAAAAAAAAAAAGGAGAAAAAAAAACAUCAACAAGAAAAAAAAAAUGUAUUAUAAUUUAUCAGCAACAUUGCAUGUGCUCUUUUUUGCAUUAUGGGAUAUAGCAAUCGUAAAUGUCCAAGUUUUUUUUUUCCUCCCUUUUUUUCCCCCCAAAAUGGAGUUCCAAACAGAAAGGAAUGUAGUGUAGCUAUUUUGGCAUUCUCUUGUAAAAUGGUUCAGAUUUGUCAUUGUGAUUUGGUUGUACACUCACAUUAUGGUCAGAUUUUCUGGUUUAAGGAAGGCAUUACUAAACUAUGUAAUUUUAAUCCAUACGUGAUUAAAUUACUCUUCUAGACAAGCUAACUGUCAAUUUAGAAUUUGGGUCUUGGAAAGUCUGCUUUCUCAUCCAUGAAUUCAGAUUCACCCGUAAUGCAUAUUUUUUAAAUGGAAUAUUAAGUUUGCAGCAGUUAUGUGUUAAAAUCUUUUUUUAAAGUCUAUCUUGAGUUGCGACUGGUCUGAGAUUCAUUAUCCCAUAAUGCAUAAGGUUUUCUGUUAUGUGGAUGUGAUUCUAUUUUUGGAAACACAACCAAGUCUACUGUGAUGUGUGUGUUUAUGCAACUGACAGUUGGUAUUAUACUGCCUCCGCUCCGCUUAAUCAGCAUAUAGACCUAAUUUUCUUUCCCAGUUGAUCAAAGCGUAACAGAAAAGUUCAGCUGUAAUUUGCAGUCAACAGGAUUUUAUCACAUUUUCCAUCCUUUUGCUGGAUGAAGCAUAGCCUAAGCUAUUUGUACAGACACAAGGCUACGCUAAACAUUGCUGUAGAAUUAGAGUAGUUUUUAAUCACCUUAAAAACGAAAAGUACUUUUCGCCCCUCUGAAAAAAACAACCGUUACUUUUUAACUCUGGAGGCCGAAGUCCUGAUUAAAACCCGUAGCGUGUGACAAGACUUUAAUUGAGAAUAUAUUUGAUUUAGGCUAGGUGCUAAAUCAAGUGGACAAAUUUAAUUUGGAUUUGAAAAUGUACGUAAAUAUAAAGAGAUUAUUUUUAAUUGUAGGUUAUUUCAAAUUAUUUUGUUAUUGGUUUUUGUUUUUUUUUGUGAAACAUUUAAUCAGAAACGGAAGUGAAAACUGGCUCCAUCACCUCUGCUUUAUCAGAACUGGAUCAAAGUGCUUGUGUGUGGUGUUACUGCAGUUUUGUUCACUAAGGAUAAUGUCAGCCAUUGUCACCAGUUGUCAGGAAGCAUACAGAAAAUAUGGUAUGCAUAGAGGCUGGGAAGUCUAUCGGGGCAUACAAUACUUUGUAUCCCAUGAUGGACAGUCUAAACAGGAGUACCUCUGCAGUUCAGAGGAUUUUUAAUCAAACGUUAAAUGCUCUUAAUAGUACCUGCUUGAUUUAAUAGUACCUGCUUGAUUUAGUUUUCACAGCAAUGGCUCUAUUAACAGGUUUCUUACACUUUCAGUAACCCGCUUUAUGGUUCAGAAUCCAACAAGCAUGUUUUUUCCCCCUUCUCAGUUCUGUCAGUUAUUUAUUUUUGGGCUUGGCACCAGUAAAUGCCCGAGAUCAAUGUUGAAGGUCAGUAAGGUUGCAUCUGCAAUAACAGAAGUGCUUGAACAUGUCAAAACAGAAAGCUCACUAAACAAAAUCUUAGAUUGUUUGUGACGUUUUGUAGUGGCCCUGUGCUGAAUGAUAAUGAAGGUACUUAGGCUAUAUGAAAUGCCCAAGAAUUAAAUAAUUCUGUGCUUCAAGUUUUUUUUUUUUUAACUGAAAGAGUGAGAAAUGUUGGUUGGCGUUUGCUCACGGUUUAGUCAAAUUCUCAACCACAUCGACUGGGGUAAAGUCUUCAGUUGGCUCACCACUUAAAAAAUGCAAGAAGGAAUAAGUACAAAUAAUAUUCAGACAGGAAUAUGGCCCUUUAUUUUGACAGAUGGUCUGUUAUAGUCCCAUACCCAUUUGAGCCUGUGAGACUAUCAUGGUCUUUAAUGGAGCUUGUGUAAUAUUAGACGAACUGAGAUCUGGUUGUAAUUCAUAACCGCUAUUGGUACAUAAUCUAUUAAUAGCCAUUGAGUACAGGGAUAUCUCUAGCAGGAAGCCCUUUGAAAUAUUGGGUUACAGAUAUCAGUAUUGUUCUGUAAUGGUUGAAUUGCCUACCAGAAAUACUAUCCUUCAAGAAGUGCGCAAUCACUGUUUGGUCUAAUGUUCAUUUUUUAAGUCCCAAUUUCCAGAUUGCUUGUAACCCCACAAAAUGCCCCAAUGGGGUAUAUGAGAGUUUGGUGAAAUAUUUGCAUUUGAGUCCUUUUUUGAGUAAAUUCUCUCGUUAUGGUUAUUGACAUUUCUCAACAAAACCAGAUGUGCAUUUUGAUUACUCUUGUGAAACUGUUGCCGGUGGCAGCACAUUAAUGUUAUCUAAUAUUAAAGGGCCUUAUUUUGAAGUUCACUCAAAAGAAACUGUUGGUUUUUAACUUCACUAUGCACCUAUACCUUUGUUUUUUUUUUUAGAUAACAUGUUUAUUUCUUCAGAACAGAUGCUUCUGGAACGAGUUUGUACUGUAUGUUUUAUUUUCAUUGUGUUUUAAGCCUGCCACGUAACAUUUGACCCGGACAAUUGAGAUAUGGGCUUCGUGUUUGGUGCAUGUUAAUUGAUAAUGUGUUUCAAAUCAAUUUUAGAUUUUAUGCCAGGUUGCAUUUUUUUGAUGGAUAAUGUUUGGAAUGCCCUAGAUAAUGUAAAAUAGCAUACUUAGCAACUUGUUGGUGCCAUUGCCCCCUUUUCAAUUUUAGGUUAAUUUUGAAAAGACUUCUAAUCAUACAUGGAUAUUGUAAUUUAAAAAAAAAAAAAAGAAAAAAGGACUGUUGUCAGAUUUCUAUGUUAGGUGCAAUCAAAUGUUGUUUAAAACAUCUGUAUUCUUUCUCUGACAUGUUCUUCAGCUCCAAGCAAGCCACACAGGACUGGAUAACAAAUUCAACCUGACAGAUGGACUUUCUGUGCCUGGGAACAACCAAAAAAAAAAAAGCUUGUGUAAAGUCAUACGGGAGCCUUUCUGAUGAGGCAAUGGAGAAAGCUUUCCGUAUAGUAUUUGUGCAUUUUCACUAAGAGAGCAGCUUAGAAGUUGUGUAACUGCAUUUGUGAUGCCAGUUUCCCGUGUUUUAAGUGGAAAAAAAUGACCUUUUGCUUUGUGCUGUGUACACCUGAUUUCUGGGAAAAAAAAUAUUUGAGGAAACACGUCUGUGCACCUAUGCAGCUAAGAAGUAGCUGUUCACACAAAAAAAGUGCACACGCACUUAAUUGAUUUUGUUUCAGUAUCAAUAAAUUGUCUUUCUCUUGAGGAAAAAAAAAACA
This is a messenger RNA of Anguilla rostrata (American eel), 6117 nucleotides long. Its product is annotated as RNA-binding protein 15-like. Lineage: Eukaryota; Metazoa; Chordata; Actinopteri; Anguilliformes; Anguillidae. The transcript has a single exon. Gene Ontology annotation, molecular function: mRNA binding. Gene Ontology annotation, cellular component: nucleus. The record is from RefSeq and is a predicted model, not a curated record. The coding region runs from base 181 to 2796 and encodes 871 amino acids. Gene Ontology annotation, biological process: regulation of alternative mRNA splicing, via spliceosome.